UAUCAAAGCUAGAAAGUAAAGAAAAGAAGAAGCAUCAAAAACACGGCAUUCCUGGUGAAAGUGAAUAAAAAUUGAUUUAAAUUAAAAAUUCUGUGACUUUUCUUUUUAAAAAAAUCCCAAAGCAUGGCUGAUGCGGCAGCACGUCAGCUGCAAUAUGAAUAUAAAGCGAAUUCAAAUUUGGUUUUGCAAGCUGAUGUACGUUUGAUUGAAAGACCGCGUCGUGAUGAGGCCACCGGUGAGGUGUGUUCGUUGGUUGGUAAAUUGGAUGGAACACGAAUGGGUGAUCGAUAUCAACGUUCAAAACCCGAAAAAACCGAAGAACGUAAAGUAAAGCGACAGAAACGUGACGAAGCUCAAUAUGAUUUCGAACGGAUGAAAGGUACCACACUUCUGUCAGAAGGUAUCGAUGAAUUGGUUGGCAUUAUUUAUCGCCCAAAAACCCAAGAGACACGUCAAACAUACGAGGUGCUAUUGAGUUUCAUUCAAGAAGCAAUUGGCGAUCAACCGCGGGACAUUUUAUGUGGUGCGGCCGAUGAAAUUUUGGGCACACUCAAAAAUGAUCGGCUCAAAGAUCGUGAGCGAAAACGUGAAAUUGACAAUUUGCUGGGCAGUGUGACCGAUGAACGAUUUGCUUUGCUGGUAAAUUUGGGAAAGAAAAUCACAGACUAUGGAUCGGAUUCGGUGAAUGCAAUGGGUACCGGUGAGGGAGGCGACCAAUUGGAUGAGACGUACGGCAUUAAUGUGCAGUUUGAAGAGUCGGAGGAUGAAAGCGACGAAGAUGUUUACGGUGAAAUUCGGGAUGAAGACGGCGAAGAUGAAGGAGAAGAAGCACGUAUUGACCACACACUACACGCUGAGAAUCUUGGCAAUACAAAUGAAGAAGGUGGCGGUCAUAAGAAGGAACGACCAUUGCAUCCGCAUGACAUUGACGCGUACUGGUUACAAAGAUGCUUGAGUAAAUACUACAAUGAUGCCAUGAUCUCGCAGGCAAAGGCCAAUGAAGUGUUGAGCAUCCUGAAGGAGACGGGCAGCGAAAGUGAAUGUGAAAGCCGUUUGGUAUUAUUGCUUGGUUACGAUAGUUUUGAUUUUAUAAAAAUUCUGAAGAAAAAUCGUGAAAUGAUUUUAUACUGUACACUAUUGGCAUCGUCACAAAGUGAAUCAGAGCGUAAGCAAAUUCGCGAAAAAAUGCGUAACGAUGGAAAUUUGGCGAAAAUUUUGCGUCAAUUGGAAACGGGUAAAAAUGAUGACGACGAAGAUGGCAGUGCAUCACGUGUACAAAAGCAUAAAACUGAUGCCGAUGAAGGCGGUGUCAAUGGAGCUGGACAAGUUUUGGGCCAACGUCAAUUGAUCGAACUUGAUGAACUGGCAUUCACACAAGGCAGCCAUUUUAUGGCGAACAAACGUUGUCAAUUGCCUGACGGUAGUUUUCGCAAACAACGCAAAGGCUAUGAAGAAGUUCAUGUGCCAGCAUUAAAACCAAAACCAUUCGAUGACACAGAGUCAUUGCAACCAAUUGAAAAGCUACCGAAAUACGUGCAACCCGUUUUUGAAGGAUUCAAAACAUUGAAUCGUAUUCAGAGCCGUCUGUGGCGUUCAGCAUUGGAAAGCGAUGAAAAUAUGCUUCUGUGCGCUCCAACUGGUGCGGGGAAAACAAAUGUCGCAUUGCUUUGUAUGAUGCGAGAAAUUGGUAAGCACAUUAAUGACGAUGGUACAAUUAACACCGAUGAAUUUAAGAUCAUUUAUGUAGCACCGAUGCGAUCGCUGGUACAGGAAAUGGUUGGUAACUUUGGCCGUCGUUUGGCAAGCUACAAUUUAACCGUUUCCGAAUUGACCGGUGAUCAUCAAUUAACACGCGAACAAAUCGCCGCCACACAAGUCAUCGUCUGUACACCAGAGAAAUGGGAUAUUAUCACACGGAAAGGUGGCGAAAAAUCAUUCACAUCACUUGUCCGCUUGGUUAUCAUCGAUGAAAUUCAUUUACUACACGACGAACGAGGUCCAGUACUUGAAGCACUUGUCGCCAGAACAAUUCGUAACAUUGAAACAACACAAGAAGAUGUACGAUUGGUUGGACUAUCGGCAACAUUGCCAAAUUAUCAAGAUGUGGCCACAUUUUUGCGCGUCAAUUUAGAGAGCGGACUCUUUUAUUUUGACAACAGUUUUCGACCGGUCGCAUUGGAACAACAGUAUAUCGGUGUUACUGAAAAGAAAGCAUUGAAACGAUUCCAAGUCAUGAAUGAAAUUGUGUAUGAGAAAAUUAUGGAACAUGCCGGUAAAAAUCAAGUACUUGUGUUUGUACAUUCGAGAAAAGAAACCGGAAAAACAGCUCGAGCUAUCCGGGAUAUGUGCUUGGAGAAAGACACACUGGGCAGCUUUUUACGCGAAGGAUCGGCCAGUAUGGAAGUUUUACGAUCGGAAGCUGAUCAAGUUAAAAAUAAUGAACUGAAGGAUUUGUUGCCGUAUGGUUUUGCCAUUCAUCAUGCUGGCAUGACUCGAGUUGAUCGUACUUUAGUCGAAGAUUUGUUCGCUGAUCGUCAUAUUCAAGUACUUGUUUCCACCGCCACACUUGCAUGGGGUGUUAAUUUACCAGCACACACGAAAAUUUAUAGCAGUAGUCGAAAUUUUACAUAG
Contarinia nasturtii (swede midge) is the source of this 2631-nucleotide messenger RNA. RefSeq names its product putative U5 small nuclear ribonucleoprotein 200 kDa helicase. The record is from RefSeq and is a predicted model, not a curated record. The transcript has 4 exons. Lineage: Eukaryota; Metazoa; Arthropoda; Insecta; Diptera; Cecidomyiidae. Gene Ontology annotation, cellular component: nucleus. Bases 124 to 2631 code for a protein of 835 amino acids. Gene Ontology annotation, molecular function: ATP binding; nucleic acid binding.